CUAGAGUCCGAUUGCAUUUUUUACAGCGUACGGUACAGUACAUACGGUACUGGAAGGUUUCUUGGUUGUGAAUCCAAAAUCAAGAGUGUGAUAUCAAGAUGAAAAUUCAAGGUGCUGUUGCUCUUAUUACUGGUGCUGCUGAAGGACUCGGCAAGGCCUUUUCAGAGGAAUUACUCAAGAGGAGUGCUAGAGGAGUCAGUAUCGUCGAUUACAAUUCUGCAAAGGGAAAGGCCACAGAAGAUGAACUCAACAAGAAAUACGGGGAGGAUAAAGUCCGCUUCUUUCAAUGUGAUGUUACUUCAAAGGACCAGUUAGAAGAUGCCUUUUCAAAGACCCUUGAGCAUUAUAAGGGCAUAGACAUUGUCUGCAACAAUGCUGGAAUAGGAGAUGAGAUCAACUGGGAGAGAACUGUUGAUGUAGACUUGGUAGCUGUCAUGAGAGGCACCUUUCUUGCCAGGCAGAUGAUGGAUAAGAAAAACGGAGGGAGAGGAGGUAUUGUUAUCAACAUUGCAUCCAUGGCUGGCAUGUUGCCCAUGCCCUUGGCACCUGCAUAUACUGCUGCUAAACAUGGUGUACUAGGAUUCACAAGAGCUAUUGCGAUUGGAGACCGAGUGUUCAACCCUAAGAACGUUAGAAUAAACUGCCUUUGCCCAAGCUUCAGUGAGACAGCGAUACUGGAAGGAAUGAGAGAGUUGAUCAAGCAUCCCGUAGCAAAGGCCAUAUAUGGUUCAGAACUAGAAACUAUUCCAGUUUCAAUGGUAGCUGAGGGUUUCAUCCAGCUCGUGGAAGAUGACAGCAAACACGGAGAAGUGAUGAGAUGUACUCCUCAGAAUGGGAUCGAUUACAAAAAGUACAGAGACUGGGUCCCAAGCAAGCUCUAAUACUGUGUUUACACCUAUAAUGGUGCAGAAAUUAUUAAAGCUUCUCUGUAAAUGAAUUCGCAAAUCAGGUAAUAUGUAAUACCUCUGAGGAAAUUGUGUUCAGGUGUACCCAAGAAGUGAAGUAGUCUCACUCUAGGGGCCCGUUUCAUAAAGGACUUACAACUGUUGUUACCAUGUUAUUAUGGCAACUACCAUGGCAACAAGGCUCAGCACUCAAUCAGAAUCAAGGUUACCAUGGUAGUUGGCAUAAUGACAAAGGCACAACAGUUGUAAAUCUUUAUGAAACGGGCCCCAGGUCUGCAUGAAACAUUGCACUCAAUAUUUAACUUACAGCAAUAUAUUGACAAUUCAAAGAUUUUUAUGCGAGAUCACUUUAUCCUGGGUUUUCACUGUUUUAUGAUUGCUUAUUACCUCAAAACAUUCUAAAGAAUAUAAUCCAUAAUUCAUGAAAACUGUCUUUGACUUUUCUCAAUUGUCGUGUGAUUAUGAUACCAAAAAUUAUGAAAAUAAGUUUUUAUAGGAUGUGUCUGUAUUAGUCAAUGUUUAGUGUCCUACAACUUCCAAGAUAGUGUAUGGGAAAAUCCAUUCCAAAGAUUGAAUGUCUGUAUGCUAGCUAUACUCUUUGAUUUUUCCCAUUCUGAUUAUGAUUGCAUUUUUUAUAUACAUUUUAGGGUAUAUGUUCAUCUGUCAGGCGAUCUGAAUGAAUAUCAGACUUGUCAUUUAUUCAUUUAUUAGACACCUACCAAUAUUGUAGAUUGCAAUUUUACUGCUCUGAAAAUUAAACCUUAUGAAAUAUUAUGAAUAUUAGUGGUGCUAAAGUUAUUGAACCCCACCAGAAAGUGAACAUAUUUAAAGUGUUAAGUUCUGCCAUCUUUUAGAUAUUUAGUUAAGAAAUCAGGGGAGAAAAUAUUCAAUAAAGUUUGUUUCUCUGGGCCCGCCGAACAUUGUAGCGUUGUUGUCUACAUUCAACACUUGGCACGAAGGAGUGCAAUUUCUGGUUGGGUUCCCUAACUUUUCAGCACCAAUGCUGUAUAUGGUUAUGUUUGUAGCUGGGCAUUAUAACAUUUAUGAUCAUUAUACAGUAUAUUAAAUUGUAUUAUUAACUUUGCACUAAUUUCAUUAAUUCUUUUUUUAUAUUUUUAUUAUAUGUUUCCUUCAUUUUACUUUACAGCUGAUUUCUGUUGAUGCCAUCUAAAUAUGCAUAAUUGAGCAAAUCCCCUGUAAACGUCAUUCUUAAGACCAAUAUUUUAUUUACACUAGGCGCUAGAAGUUUGAUCUCUGAUUAUGCCAAAUAUUAUAUAACUUGCUCAUAGUAAAUUUUCAACUUGCCUAAAAUGUAAAUGCAUUUCAGUGUUGUCCAAAGAGGUGUAAAGCAAAUGUUUUAUUAAUAAGUUCGUCAUAGAGAAUAAUGCUUAUGAAUAUUGACCACAUAUUUCUUAGGUUUAUCCACUUUGCCAAAUAUUAUUUUUCAACUGCUUUCAAUUGCUGUUCUUGGUCGCAAGUAGAUUAAUAACAACUUCAAGUUGUUAUAAUUUUGUUAAGAGUAUUUUUACAAGAAUUAAGGAGCUUACCUAGGUUUUAUUUCCAUAUUAAUUUAAGUAUUGCCAAAACAUAAAGAACUUAAUGCUUGCAUAUCACUGAUAUAUAUAUAUUUAAGAGUAUUUUCAAAGCUCUUGUGAUUUGACAUUGCUGAGAAAGCACAGGAUGGUACUACCUGAUAUUUCA
Lytechinus variegatus (green sea urchin) is the source of this 2606-nucleotide messenger RNA. Its product is annotated as 15-hydroxyprostaglandin dehydrogenase [NAD(+)]-like. Gene Ontology annotation, molecular function: oxidoreductase activity, acting on the CH-OH group of donors, NAD or NADP as acceptor. Bases 99 to 881 code for a protein of 260 amino acids. Gene Ontology annotation, cellular component: cytoplasm. The transcript has 8 exons. NCBI's taxonomy places the organism in Eukaryota, Metazoa, Echinodermata, Echinoidea, Temnopleuroida, Toxopneustidae. The record is from RefSeq and is a predicted model, not a curated record.